Leguminivora glycinivorella is the source of this 2365-nucleotide messenger RNA. RefSeq names its product mitochondrial potassium channel ATP-binding subunit. The coding region runs from base 123 to 2213 and encodes 696 amino acids. NCBI's taxonomy places the organism in Eukaryota, Metazoa, Arthropoda, Insecta, Lepidoptera, Tortricidae. The record is from RefSeq and is a predicted model, not a curated record. Gene Ontology annotation, biological process: transmembrane transport. The transcript is spliced from 14 exons. Gene Ontology annotation, molecular function: ATP binding; ABC-type oligopeptide transporter activity; ATP hydrolysis activity. Gene Ontology annotation, cellular component: membrane.
CACUUCUGACAGUUGUGUGUUAUUAGUUAUUACCGAAUCAACACAUAAUUUCGUCAAUUAAUAAAUAAAUCAUGCUUUUUUUAGCUUGAAUUUAACUCAUAAAGUAAGAAUACAUACAUAAAAUGUGGCAGUUAUUACAAACUCAGUCCAGUCACUUAAUGCGACAGAGGUUGUUACCAGUAAAGAACAGUUGUUACUUUACCAACUUGGUAAAGGAAAAGCCGUCAAACAUCGCCAGACGUUAUUUUUCUGAAGCCAAAAAUGCUUCAGAAAAAAGUUCAAAGUCCGGCUUCGUUCUGAUUUGUAGUCCCUGGAAGUUGUGUACGGGCGUUAGUUUAGGCUUAGGAGCGAAGAUAUUGCUAGGUAGUGGAACUGUUUUAUGUAAGGCGCAACAGAAUUCUAGGAUAAUACAGCGGAGACCUAAUAUUAAUGAAGAUAGUGCAAAGUUUGAUUGGAGAAGAUUGUUUGAGUAUCUAAGGCCACAUAAAUGGUUGUUAGUGGGCGCUAUAGCUUCAGCAUUAGCGGUAGCCUUCCUAAAUGUGUACAUCCCUGCGAUGUUGGGGGUCAUAGUCAAUGUUCUGGCCAACAUGAAGAAUAAUCCGACAGCAGACUUUUUAGAGGAGAUCAAAUUCCCUGCCUUGAAGCUUAUAUCACUUUACAUUGGACAGGCUGCAUUUACAUUCAUGUACAUCCAUUUACUAGCCCAAGUUGGCGAGCGAGUGGCUUCCCAGAUGAAACAGGACCUGUUUGUCUCCAUCCUCAAUCAGGACAUGGCUUUCUUUGACCAGGAGAGGACUGGAGAGCUUGUUAAUAGGUUAACAGUAGAUGUACAAGACUUCAAGAGCUCAUUUAAGCAGACUAUUUCAGGAGGAUUACGAGCUUUAACUCAGGUGGUAGGUUCAGCGGUCAGUCUACUCGUGAUAUCUCCUCAUCUGACCGGAUUGACCAUGGUAUGCGUGCCUUCAGUGGUCAUCGGAGGCACCUUCAUUGGCUCCCUGCUAAGGAAACUUUCAAGAGAAGCACAGCAACAGAUAGAGAAAGCAACACUAGUAGCAGAAGAAGCUAUAUCCAACAUGCGAACAGUCCGAGCAUUCGCAGGCGAAGAGAACGAGGCGCAAAUGUUCGCGCGCGAAUGCGACGCGGCGGCCGAGCUUAGCACGGAACUUGGUCUGGGUGUUGGCUUGUUCCAAGCUGGUACCAACUUGUUCCUCAACGGAAUGGUCCUAGCCACGAUGUUCCUGGGUGGUCACCUAAUGGCCAACGGUCAAAUGUCAGCCGGUGACGUCAUGGCAUUUCUAGUCAACGCACAAACUGUCCAGCGAUCAGUGGCUCAACUGUCUUUGCUCUUCGGUUCCGUUGUGAAGGGAUUAAGCGCCGGUGGCCGCGUAUUUGAGUACAUUAACAAGGAGCCAAAAAUGGACACAUCAGGCACAAAAGUGAUCAAAUACCACCAGUUCCACGGCGACAUCGAGUUUAAGGACGUCACAUUCGCUUACCCUACUCGGCCUGAGGCGAUAGUAUUGAAGAAUUUCAACUUGAAGAUACCGGCGGGAAAGACUAUAGCCAUCGUCGGUACAUCGGGCAACGGGAAAUCUACCAUAGCAGCCUUGCUGGAAAGAUUCUACGACGUAAACGAAGGUCAAGUCACCAUAGACGGCAUAGACGUCAGGGAAAUGGACGCCAAGUGGUUACGCGGUCGAGCUCUCGGACUAAUAAGCCAAGAGCCAGUGCUGUUUGCUACCAGUGUGAAGGAGAACAUCAGAUACGGACGUCCGGAGGCUACUGAUGAUGAGGUGUACCGAGCGGCCAUGACGGCGAACGCUCACGAUUUUAUACUCGGAUUCCCAGCCGGUUACGAUACGAUGGUGGGAGAGAGAGGGAUGGCGCUCAGCGGCGGGCAAAAGCAAAGGAUAGCGAUAGCGCGCGCUGUGCUCAAGAACCCGCCUGUUAUAAUACUGGAUGAAGCCACUAGCGCUCUAGACUCUGCCAGUGAGAAAGUAGUUCAGACAGCAUUGGAAACGGCCGCCAAAGGACGUACAGUUCUCGUGAUAGCACAUAGGCUUUCAACAGUCAUGAACGCCGAUGUGAUAGUGGUGCUCAAUCGUGGAAAAAUUGUAGAGAUGGGAACCCACGAUCAGCUGAAGAAGCAGAAAGGUUUCUAUUGGAACCUGAUCAAGCAACAGGACCAAGAUGCCGAAAGCAGGUCUUUAUGAGAACAAGGAUAAUAGACUAGUCGUUCGCCAAAAGAUAAUCAAUAUCGAUUCAUAACCACAAAAUUAAAAUUUUGAAAAAUCUUCCGACAUAGUGGACCGAUUUUCAUGAAACAUGGCUAAGAACACUCCCAACUAACUCAGCAUUCGAACAA